Molecule: messenger RNA, 2280 nt
Organism: Rhipicephalus microplus (southern cattle tick)
Lineage: Eukaryota; Metazoa; Arthropoda; Arachnida; Ixodida; Ixodidae
Source: RefSeq, a predicted model, not a curated record
AUGGCCCUCAAGCUUCCGGAUUUUGCAGAGGAGACAGAUAAGUGGCAAGCGUAUCUCGUUAAGAUUGACGCCUACUUCGAAGCGAACGAAGUUACGGACGACGCGAAGAAAAGGGCCUUGUUGGUGGCUGCGUUAGGAUCGAGGACCGUUGAAAUCCUUUGCGGCAGAAUCGUACCGCGAAAACCAAGCUCGCUGAGUUACGAAGAAGUUGUUUCAACCUUGAACGAGCACUAUGAUCCGUCCCCUAACGAGAUAUCAGAAAGCUUCAAGAUCUUUCACCGAAACCAACAAGAAGGGGAGUCCGUGCAGGCGUUUAUCGUCGAGAUUCGCAAACUAGCGCAUAACUGCAACUUCUCUUCAAUGUUGGAGCGAAUGCUGAGGGACCGCAUCGUUUGUGGAGUGCGCUCGAAAAACCUGCAGAAACAACUAUUAGCCAAAAAGGACUUGACGCUGGCAGAAGCGGAAGCACUAGCUCUAGCAGCCGAAAGCGCGGAGUUAGGGUCGCAACAGAUGACCGGGCAAGGUGACGCCGUUGGGGUGUUCAACGUGCAGCGUAGCAGGCAACCCGAAAUCAGCAGGAGCGAACGGAGCAGCUUAUCGCAGCACUGCAGCUGCUGUGGCAAACAGGGACAUCAAGCCAGGGAAUGCUCAUUACGACGGCGCAGGUGCUACAAAUGUGGGCGACAAGGUCACUUGGCGCGAGUAUGCUCCCGGACAGCCACCACCAACAGAACCUUCGCGAUAACAGAGUGUUCAGCGGAAAGUGAAGAUAACGAUUGUAACGCACUACAAAUAUGGUCAGUGAAGGGUAAUGAAAGCCUGGUUCCGCCUCUACACAAGCAGGUUACAUGGAACGGAGUGCCACUGAAUAUGAUAAUCGACACAGGUUCACCUGUCUGCGUAGUGCCUAAAGCGAUAUACGAAGCCUAUCGUCAUAAGUGGCCACCGCUUUGUAAAGCUGCAUUAACUCUGUCAUGCUAUCUUGGGAAGAUACCAGUGCGGGGCAUUGUCAAAAUGCAAGCUUCCUACAAGUCUGCAACAGUUGACUGCGAUCUCGUUGUGUUAGACUGCGAAGGUCCUAGCCUUUGCGGCCGUGACCUGUUACAGAUGCUCGAGACACAAGGGGCACCGCUUCUUCACAUCGCGUCACUCUCAUCGGACGGGAAGCUGGAGAGUCGGACAGCGGCACCCGUGCUGGAACAGUACGCAGACCUUUUUGCGGAGGGCCUGGGAGCCAUCAAGGGACCACCAGCACGGCUUCAUAUAAAGGACGGAGCAACCCCAAGGUUCUGUAAGGCAAGAAAAAUUCCAUUUUCUUUGCUAGACAAAGUGUCCGCCGAGCUAGAUCGACUCGUGGCCGAAGGCAUUAUUACGCCAGUUUCCUAUUCAGAAUGGGCAACCCCGGUGGUGCCAGUGCUGAAACGUGACGGAACAGUCCGCAUCUGUGGCGAUUUCAAAGUUACUCUAAACCCAGUAUGUGAAAUGGAAAGUUAUCCUCUACCCGUAGUGGACGACAUUUUCGCUACGCUUCGUGGAGGGCAGCAGUUCAGUAUCUUGGAUCUACGUGAUGCCUACAACCAAAUUCUUCUAGACGAAGAUUCGCGCAAGUUAGCGGUUAUAAACACUCACAAGGGCCUCUUUUGUUAUAACAGGCUACCGUUUGGGAUAGCCUCGGCCCCUGCGAUUUUUCAACGAACAAUUGAGCAGGUGCUGCAAGGCCUCCCAGGGGUUCAAGCGUACUUAGACGACGUCCUGAUAGCAGAUGCGAACGAUAAGCCAACUGCGAACCUGCAAGCAGUCUUGCAGCGGUUCAGGGAGUACGGCGUGAAGCUCCGCGCGGACAAGUGCCGAAUAGGUGAGGAGUCAGUUACGUAUCUAGGACACAGAAUUGACGCGGCAGGGUUGCACCCGUCAGACAAGAACAUCGAAGCAAUUAAGCUGGCACCGACUCCUCACAAUGUCACGGAAUUGCGGUCUUUUUUGGGCAUGCUAACUUUCUACAAUAAAUUCUUGCCUAAUCUGUCCACGCUCCUGAGUCCCCUAUACCUUCUUCUGGAAAAGAAAUCGAAAUGGUCUUGGGAUAAGCGCGAAAACGAUGCCUUCCGAAAAGCAAAAGCCGUUUUGUGUUCCGCGCCUGUGUUAACUCACUUCGAUCCCGCACGAGAGCUAUUUCUGGAGUGCGACGCGUCACCCUACGGUGUGGGAGCGGCACUAUUCCACCGAAUUGAAGGACAGUAUCAGCCCCUUGGAUUUCGAUCCAGGACGCUUACUGCCGCAUAA